AUGCCAUCGAUCCACGACCGAAUCCGCGAAGAUCUGCUUAACAAGGAGCGUGCGCUCUGGACCGCGCUCACCUCGGCUGAUCCAGCACCCGCUGUGCAGAAGCUCUCCAACGCAGAUGUCAACCUGAUGUUCCCCAAGAUGGGCAUUAUCACGCUGGAGGACGAAGAGCAGUUCAAAGAGGCCCUGAAGCCGCCUUUCCACCGUUUCGAAGGCUAUCAACUCGACGAAGUACGAACAAUCAUCAUCGACCUGAUGGCGGGGAUUGUGACAUACCGGGUUCAUGCCGUUCGGGGGCAGAAGGAGUACCGUGCGACGGCCUCCACGACAUGGAGUCAAGCAUCCGACGGCGAAUGGCGCAUUUUGUGUCACCAGGAGACCCUGGUAUAG
Messenger RNA from Penicillium argentinense, 387 nucleotides. RefSeq names its product nuclear transport factor 2 family protein. The transcript has a single exon. The record is from RefSeq and is a predicted model, not a curated record. Bases 1 to 387 code for a protein of 128 amino acids. NCBI's taxonomy places the organism in Eukaryota, Fungi, Ascomycota, Eurotiomycetes, Eurotiales, Aspergillaceae.